CACACAUAAUCUGAGACAUAAAUUUAUGCUUUUUUUUUUUCAUUCUUUUCUUUGUAUCUUUUCAAAAAAGAAAGUUAUCUAUUUUUUUUUUCUUUCAUUUAUUUAUUUAUUUAUUGAAACUAGGGUAUUAAUAGUCUUGGCCCAAUGAUUUAAAGCAAGAAAAAACAAGAAAUGCAAGAAACAUCAUAUUGCAGGUGAUUAGAGUCCCCUUGAGUUAUAAAUCACACCCCACGUUCACUCUCAACCUAUUACUACUGUUGCCUUCCAGUCUUGCCCCUUUGCAUAUGAUCAUUUGCAACAGUAGUAUGACCUUUGUCCCAACUGACUUCAUGUUUCAAAUCCAUGAAGACAACCACCCUCCUUCCACUUCUCCCCAUGUCCUCCCCUCCUAUCCAUCUCAAGAAUUCCAAGGUGUUUCACCACCCCUAAUGAGGAGAUCCAUAUCGUUUUCGGGUGUUGAAAGGUGUGAGCAAGGAGUGCAUGGAGAAGAUGAGAUGUCUGAUGAUGGAUCACAAUUGCUUGGGGAGAAGAAGAAGAGGCUAGACACUGAACAAGUGAAGGCACUUGAGAAGAGCUUCGAGUUGGGCAACAAACUUGAGCCUGAGAGAAAAAUUCAGUUGGCAAGGUCUCUUGGUCUGAAACCAAGACAAGUGGCUAUAUGGUUCCAAAACAGGAGGGCUAGGUGGAAGACCAAGCAAUUGGAGAAAGACUAUGACUUCUUGAAGAAACAGUUUGAGGCUCUCAAGGCUGACAAUGAUGUCCUUCAUGUUCACAACCAACAACUUCAUGCACAGCUAUUGGCUCUUAAAAAUAAAGAAACAACAGGAAGUGGAGCUAUUAAUCUCAAUAAAGAAACAAAGGGUGGUUCUUGGAGCAAUGGAAGUGAGAACACUUGUGAUGUCAACUUUAGUACCACUACAACACCACCACCAGCAACAGACAGCCCACCAUAUUCUCAUCCAACCAAUACACACAUCUUCCCUUCCCCAAAUGAGCCUGCAACUACUUCUUCCCAACUCCUCCCAAGCUCAUCAAGAUCAUCAGACCACCUCCAAUUCCACAAAAUCGAUCAGAUGGUUCCGGAUGAGAAUCUCUGCAACAUGUUUAGUGGCAUCGACGAUCAACCGAGCUUGUGGGUGUGGCCAGAACAACAACAUUUUCAAUGAGUCCAACCAAAAUUUUCUCCAACAGUGUGUUAUUCAGGCAUGAUAGUUUAACCGAAAAAUCUAGCGGAAAGUUUCUUAUAUAAUAAAUUAACUUACACCUUGAAAUGCAGCUGUUUUGGUCUGU
Molecule: messenger RNA, 1290 nt
Organism: Cornus florida
Lineage: Eukaryota; Viridiplantae; Streptophyta; Magnoliopsida; Cornales; Cornaceae
Product: homeobox-leucine zipper protein ATHB-13-like
Exons: 3
Coding region: 285-1166 (293 amino acids)
Biological process (GO): positive regulation of DNA-templated transcription
Cellular component (GO): nucleus
Molecular function (GO): DNA-binding transcription factor activity, RNA polymerase II-specific; sequence-specific DNA binding
Source: RefSeq, a predicted model, not a curated record